Messenger RNA from Hydractinia symbiolongicarpus, 2700 nucleotides. RefSeq lists its product as uncharacterized. Bases 184 to 2154 code for a protein of 656 amino acids. The record is from RefSeq and is a predicted model, not a curated record. NCBI's taxonomy places the organism in Eukaryota, Metazoa, Cnidaria, Hydrozoa, Anthoathecata, Hydractiniidae. Gene Ontology annotation, molecular function: serine-type endopeptidase activity. Gene Ontology annotation, biological process: proteolysis. The transcript is spliced from 12 exons.
AAUUCGCUGAUUCAUUUAGCUAAUGCACAAAUAAACACCUCACCAGCGUCAUUUGUUAGAAAUCGUUAUAAAUAGCAGAAGACGUUACGCAGAUGAUAAAAAAACUUAAAACAGAAGACGAAAGCAGGAGUUUUAAAGAAACAUAGUCACAAAUUGGAGAGAAGCUUUUAUGCGAAAAAAACAAUGAAGUCUUGUGGCAUUUUCUUGGUAUGUUGUGUUUUGUUGACAAGAGCUGUUGCUAUGAGCGACGAAGAACGAAAGAGUGAGCAUAAUAGAUUUUUGGAGUUAAUGGGAAUCAAGCAGCGUGUUGUAGGAGGUACAAUUACAAGAAAUGGACAAUUUCCAUGGAUGGUGUUCAUCCAUGCCAAUCACAAGUUUCAUAACGACACUCAUACAAGUAAUCUCUGUGGGGGAUCACUUAUACAUCCCAGAUGGGUGCUAACAGCAGCUCAUUGUCUCCCGUUCGGUGAACGUACAACUCGCGUCGUGGUGCAUAUCGGGAAGAAAUCACCAGUUUCGUUAAACGCGGGAAGAACGCAAUGGAAACCGGAGAAAUAUCGAAUACGAACAAUAUUUAUUCAUCCUUCUUACAAAGGAAGUGGAUUCAGCGGUGGUGACUUAGCUUUGUUGUACCUUCCAAGAGCUUCAUCACAUCCGACUGUCCGUAUCGCGAUCCCACCUGUGGACAACAAGUGGUACGCUAAUGGUGUACAAGCAACAGUGGCUGGAUGGGGUUCCACAUCACCUCGGGAAACGCAGCAAGUAUCGACGUAUUUACAACACGCGAAAUUAAAGAUCGUCAGCCACAAAAAAUGCAACCGUGCCACAUCGUUUAAUGGAUCUGUUUUAAAAGACAUGUUUUGCGCAGCAGCCACAGGAAAGGAUGCAUGUUACUCGGAUAGUGGUGGCCCAUUGAUGGUGAAAGAUAGUUGCAACAAUGAGUGGAUUUUGAUAGGCGUGGUAUCAUGGGGGAAAAGCUGUGCACAUAAACAGUAUCCAGGUGUAUAUGUGAAGCUAACACAUUACUCAGAUUGGAUUUAUGAUCACUUAGAUCCAGGCAGACAACGAAGAUAUUUUGCAGAACAGUGUUGUUGUAAAAGGGAGAGUAACAGCGUGAUUGAUAAUGCAUUGAGAACGCGUUUUAAGAAAAGGAAAGCUAGAAAGAAUGGCGAGGGAAAAAUUGUUAGUGAAUUUCCAAAAACUUCGACUACACGUGGUGUGAUAGACAUCAAAGUUCCGGAGGUGAUUCGCGGACCACGCGGACCAGAAGGCAAACAAGGUGAAAGAGGAUUACCUGGAAAGCCAGGAUCGCCAGGAAGCAAGGGUGAAAAAGGAAGUCCAGGACCACGAGGAAGAGUUGGCGCAGUUGGAAGACCUGGGUUACCCGGAAUUCCAGGAAAAUUGAAAGGAAGUGAUGGAAAUCUGUAUCCAACGUUGCAAGAAAUGAGAAGAAUCGCAGAAGAAAUGAAAACACUACGUGCAGAAAUGAACAUGGUUAUCAAACAAGCCAGACUGGGCAAAACGCCCGAAUACGCUGCGAGAACAUGCCAGGAUAUCAUGCGAUCAAACACUGGAAUUAUCAACUCCGGGCGAUUCUGGUUAAGUCCAGAGCAAUAUGACGACACCGCGUUCAUUGGUUAUUGCAAUAUGGACAUUAUGGAUGGAGGCUGGACACUAGCUUACAGUUUUAUGUUAUCAGACGGAAAACAUACAAUAUCAACUACCAGCAACUUAGUUCCCAUUCCUACGUGGAAGAAAGAAGACACAAGAAAAGCGUCGAACACUCCACCGCAAUAUGCAGGUAAUUUUGGUGCCAUUGAUUACAGGUUAUGGAGAUUUCUCGGUCGAGAAAUUCUACUUAAAUCUACUUACGAUAACUGGUUACAUUGCAAACCCGUGCAUAAAAACGUGGAGAUCUUUCCCGAUUUGAAUAAAAUGAAAAAUAACACAUCUAUUGAAAUGACAUGUAAAUAUAUAAAUGACGUCAGAAAUAAAUGUAAGGCCGUGCCACCUAAAAUAUUAACAUGGACGAGUGACGGCCCGACCAUGACGCAGGAUAAUAUUUUCGGUUGGACUGUACGCAACUCAUGUAAUGAUGUUACGGGACAUAAAAGAUAUACUUCAAAACCACAUGUUUUGGUAUUUAUCAAGUAACUAGUGUUCAUUUGGCGAUGAAAGAAAUAUAUACAUAUCCAGUCUACGGUUAAAAGAAUUUGGUUUUGCCGAAAUAAAUCUUGAUGACUGACUGAACAACUUACCGGAAAGGCACACAGCUAAAACAAAACAUAUUUUUAUAUGAGAAAUAAAGAACUCGGUUAAAUUAUUUAAAAUAAAAGCCCGUAUUUCUUUUACACUUUUUCGAUGGUUAUGGAAGAUAACACGGACACAGUUUGAAUUUUUUUUGUAGAAAUCGUCUUCAGAAGACUGGUACUUAAUCAAGCGCUAUUUAUUCAUUUUUACCCUAUUACCACGCAAUAGGGCGUUAUGCCUUUAAACAGACAACAAAAAGAUUUUGUUUAAAUUUCUCAUUCUCGUUUAUUGCGCCCUUAUACGGGGUAAAAGGGUACCUAGGAAUGACAUCAAAACAUAAGAUUAUUUUUUUUUGAUUGUAAAUAUAUUUUAUAUACUAGAUAGCUAUAAAUAUUUUAUAUGAUGUCUUAUUUAACCCGUCUGUAAAGAUCUUUAGAAAAAAACUGAAAA